Molecule: messenger RNA, 940 nt
Organism: Pipistrellus nathusii (Nathusius's pipistrelle)
Lineage: Eukaryota; Metazoa; Chordata; Mammalia; Chiroptera; Vespertilionidae
Source: the annotation of a GenBank genome assembly
AUGAGGUCUCUGGUCGUCCUGCCGUACCUGUCCCUGCUGCUCCUGGGAGUCCUGGCCACGCACGACUGGACGUACACAGAGGGGCCGGGGGAUGAGACACACUGGCACGAGGCGUACCCCACCUGCGGGGGGGACCGGCAGUCGCCCAUCGACGUGCAGAGGAGGAAGGUGCAGUACAACCCCGCGCUGGACGCACUGAACCUGACCGGCUACAGCACGCAGGACGGCUCCUUCCGCAUGCUCAACAACGGCCACACCGUGCAGAUCAACCUGCCCCACUCCAUGCGCAUGACCACGGCCGAGGGCACCGAGUACAUCGCCCAGCAGCUGCACUUCCACUGGGGCGGCGCGGCCAGGGAGGUCAGCGGCUCUGAGCACACCAUCGACGGCAUCCGCUACCCGGCCGAGAUUCACGUCGUUCACUACAAUUCCAAAUACGAAAGCUUCGACGUGGCCAAGGACGCUCCCGACGGCCUGGCUGUGCUGGGGGCCCUCAUCGAGAUCAAGGACUACGAGGAAAACACCUAUUACAGCGACUUCUUCUCUCACCUGACGUCUGUCAGGUACUCAGGACAGAGCACCGUUCUGGACAGCCUUGACGUCCGGAACAUGCUGCCCGUGGACCUCCGCCGCUACUACACCUACGGGGGCUCGCUCACCACGCCGCCCUGCACGGAGAACGUCCGCUGGUUCCUGCUGGCCGACACCGUGCAGCUCUCCAAGGCUCAGGUGGGGAAGCUAGAGAAUUCCUUAGUGGACGACCACCACAAGAUCAUCCGCAACAUUUACCGCAGGACCCAGCCCCUGAACAGCAGGGUGGUGGAAGCCAACUUUGUCUACCACCCUAAUUACCAAUACGCCCUCGGCUCCCAGCUCCUGCUCAACACUCACUGGAUCCACAAGAAGCUGGACGAGCUGAUCAGCUUCAUGGAGGUUCUAG